Panicum virgatum (switchgrass) is the source of this 576-nucleotide messenger RNA. RefSeq names its product heterogeneous nuclear ribonucleoprotein L-like. Bases 42 to 368 code for a protein of 108 amino acids. The transcript has 4 exons. Lineage: Eukaryota; Viridiplantae; Streptophyta; Magnoliopsida; Poales; Poaceae. The record is from RefSeq and is a predicted model, not a curated record.
AAUCCCCUAAUCCUAGCAGACUUGUUAUAGAUGAGUUAGGGAUGAGUGAUGAAGAGGUGGCUGCAUUUAAAAAGAAGAUUGGUGGGAAACGGGGUAAGAAAAGGAAGGAAGAAUUUGAAGAUAUUUUCUCUGAUUAUGAAUCAGAAUCGGAUCAGCAAGGUAGCCCUGUUUAUGCUGAGUCAGGGGAGAGUAGUUCUGAUGACAGUGAAGGCAAUGGUGAUGGUGAUGUUGUUCAUGCUUCCGGUGAUGCAAAUGAACUUGGAGAGGGAGGCUCGACAACUCAGGAAGGAGCUGGUAAGGAUAAGGGAAUCCCUCUCCGUCCGAGCUCGAAAAGGACGAAGAAACGUUCUAUCAAGACCUUGUACUGAAGCCUGAAAGUCAGAUUCGAGGGUCCAUGCAAAAUGAAUUGCUAUUUGCCUGGGUUUCAGCUUGUCUUUUCGUGUGCUUCUAAUAUUUAGGACCAUAGACUAUUCUAUGUAGUAAUUGUUGGUACUUGGAAUUGGAACUGUGGAUGGAGACUGUAAUAUUUGGGAUUGACCAUCUUCGUGUGCAAUAUUUGAAACUCCAUGUUGAACA